Messenger RNA from Suillus plorans, 1323 nucleotides. RefSeq lists its product as uncharacterized. Lineage: Eukaryota; Fungi; Basidiomycota; Agaricomycetes; Boletales; Suillaceae. The record is from RefSeq and is a predicted model, not a curated record. The transcript is spliced from 3 exons. The coding region runs from base 1 to 1323 and encodes 440 amino acids.
AUGCAUUGCCUCCUGGAGGGUCUCGCACAUGCUCAUUUCCGUGAAUUUCUAGGCCUCACAGCCGACUCCGCCAAUCGCAAGUUUGAUGUUGUCCCUGCUUUCGAACAUCCUUUCCUCAACGUUAAUUCACACAAACCUCCAGAGUUCAAUGAGAAAGACGUCAGAACCGUCCAGUCAAUCCAUGGCCUUCUUACAGAAGCAGUUCCUGACCUCGAGGGAAGUGACCCUGAGCUCAUUGAGGAUCACGUUGUUGACUUAGAGAGAAGACUGUUGAUGAAGAAGGUCGCAUGUCUUCAGUUCGUAUCUGUAGGUUUGGGCAUCGAGCCAGAUGUCACACACCCUGGAAAAAAAGUCUACAAAAUUCAUUGGGUUAGAUCGCUCCUUGUUUGGCGUCGAACACGACCUUUCUCUCCUGGGUUGUCAAAAUCGCGCAUUGCUACUCCAGAAGUUAUGUGGCGUAUUUCUGAUGUCAUCAAGACGACAGAUACGCCCUCUUUCUUGAGAUCAGUCCCCUAUAACUUUGGGGAAACAAAAGCUGGGACUGUGAAGGCCGACGAAUGGCGCACGUUAACGACUGUAUACUUACCCAUAGCGUUAAUCAGUUUAUGGGGCGAGGGAUCAGUACAUCGCAACACAGACAUCGCGGACAGCCGUCGUGCCACCCUUGAUCACACAAUGGCCCUCGUAUCUGCUAUUCAUAUCGCCUGUCUGCGCUCCAUGAUGACGGAUCGCGCAGACACAUACCAUACAUAUAUAGUCGAGUGGAUAAGGGAUUUGCAAGUAAUUCAUCCCCAUGCACACCAUCGAACCAAUGGUCAUAUGGUGUUGCACGUCUGGGACUACCUGCAACUCUUCGGACCCGUGCGGUCAUGGUGGUGCUUCCCAUAUGAGCGCCUCAUCGGGCAGCUACAGCGGUUGCCCAGCAAUCACAUUUUUGGACAGCAAGAAUCAACACUCCUCUGGUCAUACAUCAAGGCUGCAAAGCUCAAAUACUGGCUGAACCAUCUCUCUUGUCCUCCUGUAUUUAGAGAGGUCAAGUGGCUAUUUGACAAAUUUGUGUCUCCCUCGAUCAACGCUAAUCCAAGCGAUGGAUUCCAAGGUCACCCGAUGGCCUCUACUAUAAAAGAAGUUAUUCCAGAAGACCUCCGCCAACUCAUUCAACUUCGGCGGGCAGUCUUGCAUGCUCGCACCCUCCACAAGGGAUCUAUCUAUACUCGCGACUCCACUCAUGUUGGUAACAGCCUCAUUCUUUAUUAUCCUGACGGCCUUAGGAAUGUGCAACCAAUACCAGGGACCAUCAAGUAUAUUUUCGAAACAGAGUGA